Messenger RNA from Emiliania huxleyi CCMP1516, 699 nucleotides. RefSeq lists its product as hypothetical. Lineage: Eukaryota; Haptophyta; Isochrysidales; Noelaerhabdaceae. The coding region runs from base 1 to 699 and encodes 232 amino acids. The transcript has 4 exons. The record is from RefSeq and is a predicted model, not a curated record.
AUGUCGACGAUCCGCGGGUGGGCGCACGCGAUUGUGGCGCAGCUGUGGGGUGGAGAGUUCGACCCGAUGCACGCCGACGUCGGCGGGCGGCUCGUGCGGCUGAUGGCGGCGCAGCCGGCGGCGCUCUUUGCGAUCCGAGGGCCUAACUUCAGAAUCGUGCUUUUUUGGGUUAGGGACGAGCGCGAAGGACCGAUUGCGGUGAAGGACCGCAGGUUAGGGACCGAUCGCCGCCGCUCACGCCAGCGGACGGUCUUCGUCAGUGAUGUUAGCUACGCCACCGUCUACCUCGUGCGCAAUGCGCUCGCCGGCAUCGAGCGAGCAACGUGUUCGACCGAGCGGCUUGCUGUGCGGACGGCUUCUUGUGGCUCUCGUCGAGAGCGUUUUGCGGCCCGGCGGGUGGGAGAGCAUGUGUCGUCUGAUGUCGCGGAACUCGUUGAGUACUCGCAGCCUUUCUGCGCCUCCGUCUGGGCAUAUCGGCUGCUCGGCAAGAGCAGUCUUUCCGGAAGAUAUCGACGGUUUUCGAGAGCCACCCGCUUGGGAGCGAUUGAGCGCGUCACGGAGGACUUCAGGAAGCCGCUCGUCGGACAGGCGUGCUCGCUUGAUGUCGGCGAGCGCAUUGCGCACGCUUUGAACGGUGGCGAAGCCAAAAACACCGAUGGUGGCCGUCCGCCGGCGUAUGCGGCGGCGAUCGGUCCCUAA